This is a messenger RNA of Lithohypha guttulata, 876 nucleotides long. RefSeq lists its product as uncharacterized. The transcript is spliced from 2 exons. Gene Ontology annotation, cellular component: mitochondrion. The record is from RefSeq and is a predicted model, not a curated record. NCBI's taxonomy places the organism in Eukaryota, Fungi, Ascomycota, Eurotiomycetes, Chaetothyriales, Trichomeriaceae. Gene Ontology annotation, biological process: iron-sulfur cluster assembly. Gene Ontology annotation, molecular function: 4 iron, 4 sulfur cluster binding; iron ion binding. The coding region runs from base 1 to 876 and encodes 291 amino acids.
AUGGCCAGAUCGCAAGCGAGACAUUUCCACCAAGCGAUACGUACACCAGCAAUAACAUCCUCUCAAGCAAGGAGGAGGCCGACUCCAAGUUCAAAAGUUCAGACCGCUGCUACAUUUCCAACACAAGGGCCACAAACGGCAAGAACGAUUUUCAUACAGACGCAGGAUACGCCCAAUGUCGAUGCUCUGAAGUUUAUACCGAAUCACCCUGUCCUACCUCCUGACUUUCCAGGCAGCUCAGUAGAAUACACCUCACCACGAUCGACGUUGGCUCCUCCUCAUCCAUCCCCUCUAGCAGCAAGAUUGUUGGGCGUUGAUGGCGUAUCCUCUAUCUUCUAUGGACCUGAUUUCAUUACUGUCACAAAAGUUUCGGAUACAAACUGGGCGCAUGUCAAGCCUGAGGUGUUCAGUUUGAUCACCGAGGCUGUGUCAUCCGGCGAACAAAUUGUUGCAACGUCAGAAAAAGGAGCGGAUGGGCAAGGACCACCAGUAGCUGAGGACAGUCUUGUCAUCAAGGACGAUGAUGAUGAGGUUGUCGCAAUGAUUAAAGAGCUUUUGGAUACACGUGUUAGACCAGCAAUUCAAGACGAUGGUGGUGAUAUCGAGUACCGUGGUUUUAGAGAUGGUGUAGUGCUUCUGAAGCUAAGGGGAGCAUGCCGAACAUGCGAUUCCAGCACGGUCACGCUUAAGAAUGGUAUCGAGUCCAUGCUUAUGCAUUAUAUCGAAGAAGUUAAAAGCAUUGAGCAAGUGCUCGACGAAGAAGAGGAGAUUGCGAUCCAAGAGUUUGCAAAAUUCGAAGAGAAGCUUCGACAACAGAAAGGCCCCGACGCCACAGCUACCACCGUCGGCAAGGACAGCUUGGAUUAUGCAGCAUAG